AUAUCUUCGUUUGGACCAGCAUGGACGCUACGACAGAAUCGACGCCUGCGCCGCGCGCGUGCUACGGCUGCGGCGAGGUCGGCCACCAGCGCCGCGACUGCCCUACGGGCGGCGGCUCGGCCCCGCGCGGCAACGCUACGUGCUAUGGGUGCAACAAGCCCGGCCAUCUGAAGCGCGACUGCCCGACGAGCGCGCACUCGGUGCGUGCGUGCCACAACUGCGGCGGCACCGACCAUUUGCGCCGCGACUGCCCCGAAGCCGAGCGCCCGCGCGCGUGCUUCAACUGCGGCGAGACGGGUCACGUGCGCAACGAUUGCCCGAAGGAGCUCCAAGACACGCGCAAGUGCCACAACUGCGGCGGUUCCGGCCACUUGCGUCGCGACUGCCCCGAAGGCAACGACGCGACGACCGACAAGUGCUACCACUGCAACGAGUCGGGCCACUGGGCGCGUGACUGCCCCACGAAGCAGGCGUAAACCGGCGACCGACGCAGCAUGGGCGGAAGGCGUGCGCUUAUUUAUUUGCUUUGACUCGCUGGACGGGAAAAGUGAGUGAGUGAAAGGGCUUCCUCGUGCGUCGUGCCACUGAGCAUGAGGCAUGCAAUGGCCUUUCGUAACCAACGAUGAAAUACAACAAGAGUGUGUUCGUCCUAA
This is a messenger RNA of Saprolegnia diclina VS20, 653 nucleotides long. RefSeq lists its product as hypothetical. Lineage: Eukaryota; Oomycota; Saprolegniomycetes; Saprolegniales; Saprolegniaceae. The record is from RefSeq and is a predicted model, not a curated record. The transcript has a single exon. Gene Ontology annotation, molecular function: translation regulator activity; single-stranded RNA binding; mRNA binding. Gene Ontology annotation, cellular component: cytoplasm. The coding region runs from base 21 to 476 and encodes 151 amino acids. Gene Ontology annotation, biological process: positive regulation of cytoplasmic translation.